AUGCGGCUGCGCCUGCGAUGCGGAAAUUCCUACAGGCUCGGUGACCUGCAAUGGUGCAUGGUCCAUGUUCCCGAAAACGUCUUCACAGUGCGAGACUUUGCAGGACAUGUAUCCCGACUGCUAGAACUGAACCUCCAUGGCGGCAAUGCAGAGCUUCCGCAGAUCUUGCUCGAUGGCUUCAUGGUGCCACAUGAUGAGGAGGUGCGAGAAGUCCUCAGAGACGAUGAGGUCGUGGACGUGGAGGUGUUGGACUCUGCUGGAGUGGAGCCUUCUCAAGGCUCACAGAAGAGGCACCAAGCAGACGUGCCUGGACACGGAGGGAACAAGAGGCUGAAGGGGAGUCCGGCGCAUGAAAAACCCGUCAUGGCCCUAGGAUGGCAACCCGAUCCCGAGAAGAGCGAUGCUGACAAGGCGGUCGAAGCUGCCGCGCCCACAGCGAAGGCCCUUGCGCUCGCAACGUGCACAGAUGGUGUACCGAGCAACGGUAGUGGCAAGGACGAGGGCCGUGGGAUUUUUGUCGGUGGGCUGCCAACCUCGGUGGACGACAAGGAGCUGCGCAAACACUUUGAGCAGUUCGGCACUGUCCAGGAUGCCACCGUGGUCAUGAAUCAAAAGACAGGGAAGCCCAAGGGCUUUGGCUUCGUGGAGUUCAGGGAGCCGGGUGCGAGAGAAAAGGUCCUGAGCUCAGGUGCCACACAGCAAAUCCAUGGCAAAACCGUGGAGGUGAAACUGAGACAAGUCAGGGGAGCCAAAGGUGUCUCAGGAAAGGGCGAAGGAAAGGGCGGUGGGAAGGCUGGAAAGGGCGAAACUCGGAAAGGAUCCGGGCACGAAGGUGGUAAGGGUGGAAACGGUGGUAAAGCUGGGAAAGUGGCUUCCAAGGUUCCACAAAUCCGCAAACCGCAGCUCGACGACAGCGACAGCGACGAGGAGGAAGAAGAUGAAGUGCCGACCAAGAAGGCACCUGCUGCGGCAAAAGGCCAGCCGCAGGAAGAGUUGUCGGAAGAGAUGAAGCAGAUGGCGGCUCUCGGGUUGCCAGUGAGCUUUACAGCCAGUCAGAAUGCAGGAGGAGACGAUUCAGAAGAAGAGGAGGAAGAGGAGGAGGGAGACGAUGACUGA
Messenger RNA from Symbiodinium sp. CCMP2456, 1116 nucleotides. Lineage: Eukaryota; Dinophyceae; Suessiales; Symbiodiniaceae. The record is from the annotation of a GenBank genome assembly.